AUGGCAAUUCUUGGGAAUAUCACAGGGUCCAAUUCUGCAGCCUUUGUCAUUGACAAAGACACCCAAUCGCUCAACGGCAAAACCAUUCUCAUCACUGGAGGCGACGGUGAUAUUGGAAAGCAAGUCUUGUCUUACUUGGUCUUAUUAUCUCCAGCCGAAAUAUGGCUGGCUGUUAAGGACCUGGAUGCCGCCAAAAACAGCAUAGCCGAGCUCGAACAACAAGCGCCUGAUGUUCGCAUUCAGAUGGUGCAGCUGGACCUUGCAUCACUCCUUUCAGUUAGAAAGGCUGCCGCGACUCUAGUCUCCCAGGUUGGGCACAUCGACCUUCUUUUCCUCCAUGCAGGAGUAAUGGGAUUGCCAGCCCAGUUAACAAAUGAUGGUUACGAGUUCCAGUUCGGCAUCAAUCACCUGGGGCAUGCUCUCCUCACCAAGCUUCUACUACCCACCCUCAUCCGAACAGUAGAGCUAAAAAGAGACGUUCGAGUCAUUGUGACUAGCUCGUGCAGCCAUCACAACUGCCCAGCCGGAGGAAUAGACUUUGACACACUCAAGACAGAUGGAAGCAGUAUAGAAACACUUAAGCGCUAUGCGCAAAGCAAACUAGCCAACAUCCUGUUUACACGAGGAUUGGCAGAGCGAUAUCCUCAGUUGACAGCAGUCGCAAUACAUCCAGGAGCAUGUCGAACCAAUCUGACCCUCAACUCGACAGGGGGCAAUGUCUUUGACUGGGCCCUUGGCUACUUACUAUCUCGUCCAGUUGAGGUUGUUGCCAAGCACCAUGUCUGGGCAGCAGUGGCAAAACAGAUAGAAUCGGGGGAGUAUUACGAGCCUUUGGGGCUUGGUGGGCGAUGUAUACCAGAGGGCAAAGACAAAGGCCUCACUUCAAAGCUUUGGGAAUGGACGGAAAAAGAGCUAGAGCCUUAUACUGAGUUAAAUAUCUAA
This is a messenger RNA of Fusarium sp. VM40, 942 nucleotides long. The record is from the annotation of a GenBank genome assembly. NCBI's taxonomy places the organism in Eukaryota, Fungi, Ascomycota, Sordariomycetes, Hypocreales, Nectriaceae.